CUGGCCUACUGCCACUGCUGCAUUUUUUCUUCUUCCCGUCUCGUUUCGUUUCGUCACACCACCCUCGGCUCCCUUCCAUUUCUCUCUUCCUCCUCCGCUGCAUUAAUACUUGCCACUCCCUCCUCCCCGGCGCCGUUCCUCUCUCCUCGCUUCCGGAGCUAUAAAUCUCGGUCCCUCUCCUCCCAAAACCCGCAUUUCUGUGCGCGAGGUCCGGCGAUCGCCGCCGGGGGGAGGUGGAGGAGGAGGAGGAGACCGGCCAUGGGGCAGUGCUACGCGAGGAACGUCCACGCCGACGCGGACGGCGGCGGCGUGGGGGCGACGACCAUCACGGUCUCGGCUGCGGGUGGGGCGGAGGAUGUGGCAGCAGGGGGAGGGGGAGGGGGAGGGGGAGGGAGGCGGAGCGGGCGGUCGUCGCCGGCGGGGACGCCGCGCGGGGGGAGGGCGGGGGCGACGCCGGCAAGGUCGUCGGCGGCCGGGAGCCCCUGGGCGGGGAGCCCGCUUCCCGAGGGCAUCGCGCCGUCGCCGGCGACGUCGGCGUCCACGCCGCGGCAGUUCUUCCGGCGCCCGUUCCCGCCGCCGUCCCCGGCCAAGCACAUCAAGGCGUCCCUGGCGCGCCGGCUCGGGCAGCGGUCGCCGGCCUCCGUGGCGCAGGCGCCGAAGCCGCCGGUCGAGGUCCCGAUCCCGGAGCACGGGGGCGGCGGUGGCGGCGGGGUGGUGGAGCGGGAGCUCGACAAGAGUUUCGGCUACGACCGCCACUUCGCCGCCAAGUACGAGCUGGGGAAAGAGGUGGGGCGCGGGCACUUCGGCCACACGUGCCUCGCGCGCGCCCGCAAGGGCGACAUGAGAGGCCAGGCCUUCGCUGUCAAGGUCAUCUCCAAAGCCAAGAUGACAACAGCAAUAUCUAUUGAAGAUGUGCGCAGAGAGGUGAAGAUUUUGAAGGCUUUAUCUGGGCAUUCUAAUCUUGUCAAAUUUUAUGAUGCUUGUGAGGAUGCCCUUAAUGUCUACAUUAUCAUGGAGCUUUGUGAAGGUGGAGAGUUAUUGGACAAAAUCUUGUCCCGGGGCGGAAGAUACACCGAGGGGGAUGCAAAAAUUAUUGUUGAACAGAUAUUAAACGUCGUUGCUUUUUGCCAUCUUCAGGGUGUUGUUCACCGUGAUCUUAAGCCAGAGAAUUUCCUAUUCAGCACUAAGGAUGAACAUUCUCCUAUGAAGUUAAUUGAUUUUGGCCUCUCAGAUUUUAUAAGACCAGAUGAAAGGCUUAAUGACAUUGUUGGCAGUGCAUACUAUGUAGCUCCGGAAGUCUUGUAUAGGUCAUAUAGCACAGAAGCUGACAUGUGGAGUAUUGGUGUUAUCACUUAUAUAUUGCUGUGUGGUAGCAGACCAUUCUGGGCACGAACUGAAUCAGGGAUUUUCCGUUCAGUGCUGAGAGCUGAUCCAAAUUUUGAUGACGUGCCAUGGCAAUCAGCAUCUCCUGAAGCUAAAGAUUUUGUCAAAAGACUUCUUAACAAGGACUACAGAAAAAGAAUGACUGCUGCCCAGGCACUCUCUCACCCCUGGUUGCGAGAUGAGCACCGGCAGAUACCUCUGGAUAUGCUAGUAUUCAAGUUAGUUAAGGCAUAUUUUCGUUCGACUCCUCUCAAACAGGCAGCAUUGAAGGCUUUGUCGAGAGCAAUAACAGAAGAUGAGAUUAUCUACAUCAGAGCACAAUACAAUUUGUUAGAACCAAGCAGUAGAGAUGGUCGAAUAUGUAUCGAUAACUUCAGGAUGGCUCUUCUACAAAACUCUACUGAUGCUAUGAAAGAAUCAAGAACCCUUGAAAUCUUAAAUGCACUGGAGCCACUAGCGUAUAGGAGAAUGGACUUUGAGGAGUUCCGUGCAGCUACAAUCAGCCCUUACCAGCUUGAGGCCUUGACACGGUGGGAAGAAAUCGCCAGUACCGCGUUCGAGUACUUUGAGCAGGAAGGCAACCGUGCUGUCACAAUUGAGGAGUUAGCUCAGGAGAUGAAUCUUUCCUCAGCAGCGUAUUCUAUUGUCCGUGAUUGGAUUAGACCGUUGGAUGGCAGGCUUAGCUUUUUAGGCUAUACCAAGUUUUUGCAUGGAUUGACGAUGCGAAGCAGCAAUGGGAGGCGGCACCAUUGAUAUUGUUUUGCCUUGGUUCCAUUGGAUGUUGGUGUUUUAUCUCUCAUCUUUUUGUGGCUUAGCUUCUUGUAGAGAAUGCUUGUAGAGGAAAAAAAAGAAAGAAAAAGAAACCGAAAGUGAUAGCUCAAAAUGGAGUUCUAGAGGAAAGGUCGUUUUACCUUUUUUUAACCUCUUGGUUAUGAUACAUUUUUCGUUUUUGGCUAUGAAUGGGCGUUGUACAAUUAGCUCAUGCUACAUGACUCAACCUGGUGCGAUGGGGAACUUGGGUUGCAGGCAGCAGCAAUUUUGGUGAAUUUGUUAAGGUGAACUAUGGUCAUGUGAUCAUCUUAAUGCCUGGGAAGAUAUUGCGGUUUGGCAGCAUGAUCUUAUCAUAUGCCAAAGCACAGCUAUCUU
Messenger RNA from Phragmites australis (common reed), 2529 nucleotides. RefSeq names its product CDPK-related kinase 3-like. NCBI's taxonomy places the organism in Eukaryota, Viridiplantae, Streptophyta, Magnoliopsida, Poales, Poaceae. Gene Ontology annotation, cellular component: cytoplasm; nucleus. Gene Ontology annotation, biological process: intracellular signal transduction; protein autophosphorylation; peptidyl-serine phosphorylation. The record is from RefSeq and is a predicted model, not a curated record. Bases 259 to 2136 code for a protein of 625 amino acids. Gene Ontology annotation, molecular function: calmodulin binding; ATP binding; calcium/calmodulin-dependent protein kinase activity. The transcript is spliced from 11 exons.